CCGCGUCGGACACAAAUUUGAGGCCACAGCCUCCGCCGGAUCCCGCUUCAUUCCAGGUGGAUUGCGCACUCCAGGCCCAGCUCCCGGCUGUGCAUCUCAAACGGAUCUCCCGUCAGUGGGUAUAUGAUCCCUGGGGUCACGCCGAAUCUGCCAAGUUGGGUUCAGGGACGUAAUUUUUCCAAGGGUUUCUCUCUCCAGAAUCGAUAGAGAUUCACGCCCAGAUAGCCAACCGCAUGCUAUGCGUGGCGUUAUUUUACGUGCUCCGAAGACAUUCUGCUAUAUAAGACGCGUUCCAGCCCCUCGUGCCUCAUUCCACACAAUAUCUGUCCGAGCCAUGCCUCCCCAAACUCAAUGGAUACCCAGCCGUUAUCCUCCUGCUCGUCGCUCUGACCACGUGGAUGUAUACAAGAGUGAGGCCAAGGGCGAAGUCCGCGUCCACGAUCCGUACCAGUGGCUUGAGCAGAAUUCAGAAGAGACAGAACAGUGGGUGAACGCGCAGGAAGCUUUCACCUGGGCAUACUUGGACCAGAACCCAGAAAGGCAGACCCUUGAAGAUGCCAUCAGGAAGAACGAGAAGUUUGCGAAGUUUUCUGCACCGAGCUUCAAGUACGACAAAAGAUGGUAUUGGACAUACAAUUCCGGCCUUCAGGGACAUGCUGUUAUCUAUCGUUCAAAGGACUCAAACCUCCCUGAUGUGACGACCGAGCAAGGUCCCGGGGGACAUGUAUUUUUUGACCCGAACCUGCUUUCGGCAGACGGGACCACUGCUCUCUCCGCUAGCUCGUUUUCCCGGUCCGGGGAAUUGUGGGCAUAUGGAAUCUCGCGUUCAGGAAGCGAUUUCUUUACAGUCUAUAUCCGGCCUACCUCCGCUCCUUUUGCUUCGCGUGAUAAUACGGACACGCGCCCAUCGCAUGAUGAUGGACGCCUUCCAGAAGAAAUCCGCUUCGUGAAGUUCUCUGCUAUCACGUGGACUGCAGACUCGAAAGGUUUCUUUUAUCAGCGCUUCCCUGCGCGUGAGUCGCAUGGCUCUGCAGAGAGUGACCUUGCGGGCACGGAGACCGAUUCCGAUAAGAACGCCAUGCUCUACUAUCACCGCAUCGGCACUCCGCAGUCCGAGGAUGUCCUUAUCCAGAAGGAUGCUUCCAAUCCGGAGUGGAUGUGGCAUGCUGAGGUCACUGAACUGGAUGGUCGAUAUAUGAUAUUGACAAUAUCGCAAGACACGUCUCGGAAAAACCUGCUGUGGAUCGCUGAUUUGGAGAAAGAUGCGAUUGACCAGAACAUGCGAUGGGAUAAGCUGGUCAACGAGUACGAGGCUGACUAUCAAUACAUCGCGAAUGAUGGCUCGAAGUUCUACUUGAUGACGAACAAGGGCGCACCUCAAUAUAAGCUUGUGUCCAUCGAUCUAGCUGACCCUCCGGAGAAGCGUGUCUUUAAAGACGUGAUACCCGAGGACAAAGACGCACAUCUAGAGGGUGUCCAUGCCAUCAACGAAAAUAGUCUAAUCGUUACGUACAAACGCAAUGUCAAAGACGAAAUCUAUGUGUACGACAUGUCCGGAAAGAGACUUACUCGCGUCGCAGCCGACUUUGUUGGAUCAGCCCGCGUCACUGGCCGUCGGGAUCAGUCCUGGUUCUUCGCCUCUCUGACAGGGUUCACGACCCCUGGUAUUGUCGCACGGUAUAAUUUCUCCGAGAAGGAGGAGGCGAAACGAUGGAGCAUCUAUAGGACGACCCAGGUUACCGGCUUGAACUCGGACGAUUUCAUCGCGGAUCAAGUCUGGUACGAGAGCAAGGACGGCACGAAGGUGCCCAUGUUCAUUGUCCGACACAAGGACACAAAGCUGGAUGGUACGGCUCCUGCUCUUCAAUAUGGCUAUGGUGGUUUCUCUAUACCUGUGUCGCCAUUUUGGAGCUCAUCUAUUCUCACCUACUUACAAAUGUAUGGAUCUAUUCUGGCUGUGCCUAACAUUAGAGGUGGUUCCGAGUUCGGCGAGGAGUGGCAUCUGGCUGGUACCAGAGAGCGCAAGGCGAACUGCUUUGAUGACUUCAUUGCUGCAUCCGAAUACUUGGUGGAAAAGAAGUUUGCUACUCGUGGCAAGAUCGCUCUUAGUGGCGCGUCCAAUGGAGGCUUGCUUGUGGCGGCCUGCGUAAACCGGGCACCAGAAGGGCUUCUUGGUGCUGGCAUAGCCGAAGUCGGCGUCCUUGAUCUGCUGAAGUUCGCCGAUUUCACUAUCGGGAGGGCGUGGACGUCAGACUACGGCGAUCCGCACAACCCUCAUGACUUCGACUUCAUCUAUCCGAUUUCGCCUCUGCACAAUGUUCCUACCGACAAAGUUCUUCCCGCCACAAUCCUCCUAACUGCGGACCAUGACGACCGGGUGGUCCCGCUCCACUCCUUCAAACACGCGGCGACAUUGCAGCAUCUGCUGCCUAACAAUCCUAAUCCUUUACUUGUCAGGAUAGAUAAGAAGUCGGGGCAUGGAGCGGGCAAGUCGACAGAUAAGAGAAUCAUCGAAGCCGCAGACAAGCUGGGCUUCGUUGCACAGUCGAUGGGUCUGGAGGCAAGACACGUUUUAUAGGAUCGGGGUGAGGGGUGAAUGUGUGAUGCAGUGUUGGGAGGUUUCCGGAAGACAGUCGGCAGCAUAGGCUAAGAACUAGAACUUAUGAGCUAAUAACGGAAUGAGGAAAAACAAGAGUGAACGUGUGAGGCC
Molecule: messenger RNA, 2710 nt
Organism: Laetiporus sulphureus 93-53
Lineage: Eukaryota; Fungi; Basidiomycota; Agaricomycetes; Polyporales; Laetiporaceae
Exons: 19
Coding region: 335-2578 (747 amino acids)
Biological process (GO): proteolysis
Cellular component (GO): cytosol
Molecular function (GO): oligopeptidase activity; serine-type endopeptidase activity
Source: RefSeq, a predicted model, not a curated record